AUGUCUGAAAAUAUCAAAGGAAAUGUUGUUGAGGCAGAAAGCUUGGAGGAAGCCGGGAUUUUAGAAGCUGAUGUUGGUGCUAAAUUUGACCAACAACUGGCCUCCAUCGACCCUCACCUGAAGAUAGAAAACGACCCACUCGCACAUCGUGACCUUCGUCCUGAGAUGAUGUUUAUACGCGAAGAGCUGCGUCAAGCAAAGUGGCAGACGUUGGCGGUCCGACGUGCGGCUUUAAAGAAGCUUUUAGUCAAAGACUUUUUGCAAGAAGAUUGCGAGUUGAGAAACAUUGGCCUUUCUUACGCGCCUGCGGAUCCUUAA
This is a messenger RNA of Parnassius mnemosyne (clouded apollo), 318 nucleotides long. The record is from the annotation of a GenBank genome assembly. NCBI's taxonomy places the organism in Eukaryota, Metazoa, Arthropoda, Insecta, Lepidoptera, Papilionidae.